Molecule: messenger RNA, 492 nt
Organism: Pollicipes pollicipes
Lineage: Eukaryota; Metazoa; Arthropoda; Thecostraca; Pollicipedomorpha; Pollicipedidae
Product: zinc finger protein 77
Exons: 3
Coding region: 1-492 (163 amino acids)
Source: RefSeq, a predicted model, not a curated record
AUGUCGACAGUGUUGGACUCCGAGAGGAACGCGUGUCUUAUCUGUGGCAACGAGUACAGGCACCGAGAGUCUCUGCGCAGCCACAUCAAGAAGCACCAGGGCCUGACGACGUGCCCGAAGUGUGGCACCGUCUGCGGCACCGUCAAGGCUCUGCGACGGCAUCUGGGGCAUAUGCACUCGCUCAGUGUCCAAGAGGUCCGCCAGAUUGUGCCGACCAGAGACCCUGAGCGGAACGUGUGUCACAUUUGCGGCAAGGAAUAUAAGCACGUCUGGUCACUGACAGACCACGUCAAGAAGCACCGCGGCAUGACCACGUGCCCCAUGUGCGGCAAGGUCGGCAGCACGGUCAAAGCGCUACGGCGACAUCUGCAGCUGGUGCACUCGCUGAGUCGGGAGGCCGUGCACCAGAUCGUGCCCACCAGACGCUACGUGUCGUACGCGACCGCACUAGCCCGGCCAGACCACUCGCGUGCCAAGGAGCCGGGCGUGUAG